AUGGCUACUCUGGUAAGGAAGAAGAUCUGCAGUUCCAUACAGAAGGCAGGGUUUUAUUCACUAAUGGUUGAUGAAACUAAAGAUCUUAGUAAACAGAAGCAGAUUUCAUUCGUAGUCCGUUAUGUAGAUGGUGAUACAAAACCUGCUGCAAUUAAAGAGCGAUUUCUAACCUUUCAUUCAGCUGCUAGCCUUGAUGCAGAAUCUCUUACUCAGUAUAUUCUUAAUACACUGAGCAAUUAUAACCUUGACCCUCAGCUAAUGGUAUCACAGGGAUAUGAUGGAGCUGCUGUGAUGAGCGGUCAUUGUUCUGGAGUGCAGCAAUGUGUGAGACAAGUAGCACCACAUGCAAUAUAUGUGCAUUGUUAUGCACAUAUCCUCAAUCUGGUCCUUGUGGACUGUGUGAAAAACAACUCUUUUGCUUCUGAGUUCUUUUCCUUGCUUCAGUCAUUAUAUGUUCUACUGUCCACCAGUAAAGCCCAUGUUGUCUUCAUUGACAAGCAAAAGGAGCUUUAUCCUAAUAAACCAACUAAAGAACUCAAACGACUGUCAGACACACGUUAUGCCUGCCGUUCUCUAACCCUUGAUGUCAUUGCUGGUACCUAUGACUGCAUCAUAGCUACUUUGGAGCACAUCGCUGAAGAUGCAGACAAAGCAAAAGCCAUAGAAGCAGCAGGUCUUCUUCACCAAGCUCACAGCUUUAAGUUUCUUGCUUGUUUAAUAAUUUUUCAGAGACUUAUGAAUAUCACCAAGUCUUUAUCAGAUCAGCUUUAG
This is a messenger RNA of Amphimedon queenslandica, 771 nucleotides long. Its product is annotated as zinc finger MYM-type protein 1-like. The record is from RefSeq and is a predicted model, not a curated record. The coding region runs from base 1 to 771 and encodes 256 amino acids. The transcript has a single exon. NCBI's taxonomy places the organism in Eukaryota, Metazoa, Porifera, Demospongiae, Haplosclerida, Niphatidae.